Messenger RNA from Phoenix dactylifera (date palm), 2121 nucleotides. Its product is annotated as E3 ubiquitin-protein ligase ATL31-like. The record is from RefSeq and is a predicted model, not a curated record. Lineage: Eukaryota; Viridiplantae; Streptophyta; Magnoliopsida; Arecales; Arecaceae.
CAUUUAUUUCAAAUAAUGAUGACAUAACAACCUAGAAAUAUUUAAUACUGUUUUCAGCAUCGAAGAAUUUGCUAUUGCCACCAUGAGGUAAAUCAUGAAGAAAGAGAGAAGGAAACGAAAAAAAGAAAAAAAAGAGCUUCCGGUCAACCCUCCCUUGCGCACCACAUCCUACGGCAUGACAACCACUUACCUUUCUUACAGUUCCAGACUUUGAUCGAUGAUAAAAAAUUGACCAAGAAGUAGACUGGAAGUUGCAGCAAUACUCAAGAUUCUCAAUUUUUCCUUAACAAGACGAGAUUGUUGUCAAAGAGCCUGAGCCAGCCGGGUAACCUCUCCAUCGAUGACCGGAAAAAGACGCCCUCCAGAACAAAUCCCAUCCCCCCUCAUUGCUCCCCCCAGCUCCCUUCUAGAAGGACUAGAAUUCUCAGCUUCUGACCAAGUAAAUACAAUAACGUAGGGCUCGCCAGACGUCCACGUGUCAUCCUUUGAAGUCAAACGGGCGAGGCAAGCCAGCUCUUGACUGCAACCUUCUUCUUUGCUAACCUCCACGCCACCGCCCGCCCAUAUAACUAUCCCCCUCUUCCCGCGCCAUCGCCUGCUAAACUACAAACACAACUCCAAUGGAGACCAAUCACAGUCGUUCGAUCGAUGUGCCCACUGGUGGCCCACCAUUCGACUUCCGUCCGAUGCUUCCAAUCGUAGUGGUAUUGCUUCUGGUCGCCCCCCUGUGCGCCGACGCCCAACCGUCGGUGUCCACCUCCGACGGUACCUACAAGACCAGCUUCAAUCCUUCUUUAGUGAUCCUCAUCGUCGUCUUCAUCUGCGCUUUCUUCUUCAUGGGCUUCUUCGCCGUCUACAUCCGCCGCUGCGCCGGCGACCACUCCGCCAUCUCCGCCCUCACCGCCGCCGCGCCCGGCGGCGCCGUUGGCGGCGGGAGGGGAGCCGAGCGGGGGCUCGACCCCGCGGUGCUGGAGACGUUCCCGACCAUGGAGUACGCGGCGGUGAAGAAGGUCAAGGGCGGGAAGGUCGGCGCGCUGGAGUGCGCGGUGUGCCUGUCCGAGUUCUCGGACGACGAUACCCUCCGACUGCUUCCCAAAUGCUGCCACGUGUUCCACCGCGACUGCAUCGACGCCUGGCUAGCCUCCCACGUCACCUGCCCCGUCUGCCGCUCCAACCUCGCCGACCCCGCCGCGCCGGUCGAGGCAGAGGCGGAGCCCGAGACCGACGCCGCCGGCGACGCUGGCGCCCCGGUUCCGCCGGAUCACGUGGCGAUCGACGUCGAGGGGGAGGAACGGAAGGCGGAGGGGACGGAUCUGGGUCCCACCGCGAGGCCGAAGCCGCCAGCGGGAGGGUUCCGGCGGUGGAACUCGGAGGGGCGGGCGGCGGAGGGGGAGCACGACCGGUACACGCUCCGGCUACCGGAGCACGUGCAGCGGGAGCUGGAGGCCGCCGGGAGGCUCCGGCGGGCAGCUAGCGUCGCAGAGUACCCGCGCGCCGGCGAUGCGGGAUCGAGGAGGGGGAAUCGCGGCGGCGUGGGGCGGUUGUGGCGGAGCGGGCGGGCGGGGAGGUCGGGCCGAUGGGGAUUCUUCUUGAGGACGUUCUCCGGGAUGAGGAGGGGGGAGGGGGAGGCAGCGGAGGGGUCGAGCAAGCGGGUGUUCCCCGCCGCCCGAGAUUCGCUCGACGGCGUUGGCGGAGGCGGAGCCGGAGGUUCGAAGUCCGGAUCCACGGCGGAAGGGGCCGAACCGUCGGGUACGGCGGGACCGGACCGGGUUUAAUCGCCCGGUGAUUUUGUUUAUUAUUAAUUUUUUAAAUGAUAAAAUUUGCUGCUUUUGUGAAUUACGUGGCAGAACUGAGGCCGCGUGAUCUUUACAAAGGUAUAUGUAUAUCCUAUCGAAGGUGUACAUAUUAAAAUUUGAGCUUAUCACGACAUUGGUGGUCGGCAAGCAAUCAAAACUCAAAAGCAGCUUGGCUGGGUAUUGUGUACGCAGAUAGAAUCAUGCAAAAGAAAGCUUUGGCUCGAAGGAAAUUAUUACUGGGAUCGAGAAGAGAUGUUCAGUUAUGUUCCGCAUCUAAUAAUGUCCACAUCUAAAUAGUGAAUCUAGUUGGUUGGCACUUCUUUAA